AUGACAGACCCUCAUGAGGAUCAAGAUGGCUCCCACAUCAAAGGCCUGCUCAUCAACUUCUUCCACCACAACUGGCCGUCUCUGCUCAAACACACCUUCCUGGAGGAGUUCAUCACCCCCAUCGUCAAGGUAAACAAGAGCAAGCAGGAGUUUGCCUUCUACAGCAUCCCUGAGUUCGACGAGUGGAAGAAAAACACAGAGAACUUUAAAACCUGGCACAUAAAGUACUACAAAGGUUUGGGUACAAGUACAAGCAAAGAGGCAAAGGAGUAUUUUGCGGACAUGGAGAAACACCGCAUCACUUUCAGAUACAUCGGAGCGGAGGACGACGCUGCCAUCACUCUGGUGAGUUUCAUGCUAACAUUACAUCCUGUUUUAACCUGUUAA
Molecule: messenger RNA, 387 nt
Organism: Notothenia coriiceps (black rockcod)
Lineage: Eukaryota; Metazoa; Chordata; Actinopteri; Perciformes; Nototheniidae
Product: DNA topoisomerase 2-beta-like
Exons: 4
Coding region: 1-387 (128 amino acids)
Biological process (GO): sister chromatid segregation; DNA topological change; resolution of meiotic recombination intermediates
Cellular component (GO): nucleus
Molecular function (GO): DNA topoisomerase type II (double strand cut, ATP-hydrolyzing) activity; DNA binding; ATP binding
Source: RefSeq, a predicted model, not a curated record